AUGAUCACCUCAAUCCAAGUCGACGACGACAAUGACAACGGAACGCAUCCACCGAACAAAACAACAUGGCUCACCGCCAUCCAAGUAUUCCUACGCUGGGCCGUCACCCCGCUGGGCUUCUGCAUCACCAUCUACGGCCUGAACGUGGUCGCCUGGGGUGGCAUGCUCUUCCUGCUGCUGUGCAAUGCGGCGCCGGCGAUGUGCCACCCCAGCUGCGACGCCCCGUACUCGGCGCGCCGCAUCUGGAUCGAGAUCGACUCACAGAUCCUCAACGCCCUCUUCUGCGUCACCGGGUUUGGCCUGGCGCCCUGGCGGAUUUGGGAUCUGUACCUGUGGUGUCUGUGGCGUCUCGGUCGCUCGUCGCGCACUCGUCAAGGGGGACUGGCCCGGCUUGCGGAGAUCCAUGGCAAGUGGUUUUGUGGGUCGGCGGUCCCCGUAUAUGAAGACGAGGAGAAGGCGACUGCGGGGGCGGCGGCCCCAGCAGCAGCUGCUGCUGCUGCAACAGAAGCUCACUGCACCCCCACCCCGCUGUGGAAAAUGGAUGUGGUGGUCUGGGGUAACUUCCUCAACUCCGUCUUUCAGGUCUGUCUGGCCGUGUGCAUGUGGGCGAUGGACCGGUUCCAUCGGCCUAGUUGGACGACGGGCCUGUUCGUGGGCCUGGCUUGUUCGGUUGCCGCGGGCGCGGGGGUUGUUAUGUGGUUGGAGAAGAAGCGCAUCCAUAAGGCUAGCGAGCACCCUGGGGCGCUGUUGUUGGUGCCCCCAAGUGCCGGCGCUGCCAGCCCCGGGAAUGGUUAUAUGCAUCUGGAUCGGGGAGCGUUGUCAUCUUGA
Aspergillus brunneoviolaceus CBS 621.78 is the source of this 828-nucleotide messenger RNA. RefSeq names its product DUF2985 domain-containing protein. Lineage: Eukaryota; Fungi; Ascomycota; Eurotiomycetes; Eurotiales; Aspergillaceae. The record is from RefSeq and is a predicted model, not a curated record. The coding region runs from base 1 to 828 and encodes 275 amino acids. The transcript has a single exon.